UGGCUGUCAGCAGCAGACCUGUUGCAUUCGCACUGAGCCGCUUGACUGGUGCAGGAGAGGCAGAUUCCAGCUGUACCCCUGAAGCUGUCCCAGUCACCCGCUGCGGGUCACCCCUGAGCCAGACCCUCACUCUGAUCACAAUGGUGCCCUCUAAUCCCGGCCCCCACCAGAAGACCACGAGGAGUUGAAGGCUGCACUGCUGAGGACACUUCUGGACUUCUUCCCCAUCCGGCACGAGCCUAGAGAGUAUAGAAGACAUAUGAGAAGGGGUUCUGGGAGACAGCCCUGAGGAAGAAGUUUACGUGAGGUUGAAGUGGGACCACGUGUGCAAGAUGGCCUCUCGGUUGCUGGCAUUGUGGAUAAUGAUGUCAUUGAAGUCAUCAAGAUAUCAGGCGGCAGCUGAACAGGAGCAAGGGGCCUACUUCCUUCCUGAGUUUGCUCUCUCUCCACAAGGAAGCUUCCUGGAAGAUACAACCGGAGAGCAGUUUCUGACUUACCGCUAUGAUGAUCAAACAUCCAGAAUUACCCGCUCUGACAAUGACAAAGACAACGGCUGGGAUGCUUGGGGGAGCUGGAGUGACUGUUCGCGGACUUGUGGUGGAGGAGCAUCCUACUCUUUACGAAGAUGUUUGAAUGGACGGAGCUGUGAAGGCCGGAACAUUCGUUACAGAACAUGCAGCAAUAACGACUGUCCUUCUGAUGUUGGAGACUUCAGGGCUCAGCAAUGUUCAGCACACAAUGAUGUCAAGUAUCAUGGGCAGUAUUAUGAGUGGCAACCAGUCUACAACGAUGCCACCGCUCCCUGUGCUCUCAAGUGCCAAGCUGUAGGAAAGAACCUAGUUGUAGAGCUAGCUCCUAAAGUCCUUGAUGGAACACGAUGUAACACAGAGUCUCCAGACAUGUGCAUCAGUGGCAUCUGCCAGGCGGUGGGCUGCGAUCGGCAGCUUGGGAGCAAUGCCAAGGAAGACAAUUGUGGAGUUUGUGCAGGAGAUGGGUCAACAUGCCGGCUGGUCAGAGGACAAUCCAAAACACAUCUCUCCACUGAAAAAAGAGAAGAGACAAUAAUUGCUGUGCCGCAUGGAAGUCGCAGCGUGAGAAUCACAGUAAAAGGACCAGCUCACGUUUUCAUUGAGUCAAAAACCUUACAAGGUGAGAGUGGAGAACACAGCUUUCAGAGCCCUGGAACCUACAUUAUCGAAAACACAACAGUGGAAUUCCAGAAGGGAUCUGAAAGGGAAAUCCUAAAGGUGCCAGGUCCACUGCGUGCUGAUUUCAUUGUUAAGACCAGGUAUGUCUCACCUAAAGACAGCGUGGUGCAGUUUUUCUUCUACCAGCCCAUUAGUCACCAGUGGAGACAGACAGACUUCUUUCCGUGCACUGUAACCUGUGGAGGAGGAUAUCAGCUGAACUCUGCAGAAUGCGUUGACAUCAGAUAUAAUCGGACUGUCCCCGAUCAUUAUUGUCAUUACUACCCAGAAAACAAGAAGCCUAAACCUAAACUUAAGGAAUGUAACAUGGAUCCCUGCCCGUCCAGUGAUGGCUUUAAGGAGAUAAUGCCCUAUGACCAUUUCCAGCCCCUGCCAAGGUGGGAGCAUAAUCCAUGGACUGCAUGCUCAGUUUCCUGUGGCGGGGGCAUUCAGAGACGUAGCAUUGUCUGUGUUGAGGAAACAAUGCAUGGAGAGAUCCUUCAGGUAGAGGAAUGGAAGUGCAUGUACGCUCCCAAGCCAGCUGUCAUGCAGACCUGCAACCUCUUUGACUGUCCAAAGUGGAUGGCUAUGGAAUGGUCCCAGUGCACUGUGACAUGUGGAAAAGGCUUGCGCUAUAGGGUAGUAUUAUGCAACGAUCAUCGCGGACAACAUACGGGAGGCUGCAACCCCCAGCUGAAGCCGCAUAUAAAGGAGGAAUGCAUUGUACCAGUACCAUGUUAUAAGCCCAGAGAAAAGUUCCCCGUAGAAGCCAAACAUCCGUGGCUAAAACAAGCACAAGAAAUAGAGGAGACUAGAACAGCAUCAGAUCAGCCAACGUUCAUCCCAGAUGCUUGGUCACCUUGCAGUGUCACAUGUGGUCGUGGUGUGCAAAAAAGGGAAGUCAAGUGCCGUAUUUUACUGACAUUUACACAGACUGAAUUAGAAUUGCCGGAAGAAGAAUGUGAAGAGGAAAAACCCCUUACAGAAAGAGCAUGCUAUCUGCCUCCGUGUCACGGCGAAACAAUGGACCAAGCCGUAGAGCUUCCGGCAGAAGAGGAGGAUUCAGAGAUGUAUGACUGGGAGUAUAUUGGAUUCACCGCCUGCUCCAGCAGCUGUUCAGGAGGAAGACAAGAAGCCAUAGCGGCCUGCCUCCAUAUCCAGACAAAAAGAAUUGUGAACAACUCUCAAUGUGACAGUGCAAUGCGUCCCCCUGCGAUGACGCGAGCCUGCAACACCAAGCUGUGUCCUCCAAGGUGGCAUACUGGACCCUGGAGUCGGUGCUCGGCUACGUGUGGGGUUGGGAUACAAACCAGAGAUGUCUACUGUUCAGGCCAGAGCGAUUCUAACAAUAAUUCCGAGCAAGAGUGUGAAGGUAAAAAGCCAUCAGCACUGCAGCCAUGUAAUCAGAUUGACUGCCCCCCAGCUUGGCACGCAGAGGACUGGCAACAGUGUUCUCGGACGUGCGGAGGAGGUGUCCAAAACCGCAAAGUAAGCUGCAAACAGUUGUUGGCAGAUGGCAGCUUUAUGAAGCUUUCAGAAGAGCUCUGCCAGAUGCAAAAGCCUACGAGUCAGAAAGCUUGUGGGAAAGUUGACUGUCCCCUACAGCUAAUAACUGGACAGUGGUCUAAGUGUUCCUCAAGAUGUGGUGUUGGAGUCCAGAGAAGGACUCUACUUUGUCAGAAGAUAACGGCUAAAGGACAAGUAGUCAUUGUUAAUGGGUCGCUAUGCCAUGGACUUCCCGCCCCAGCUCUUGUAAGAACGUGCCGUGUAGGUGCAUGCCACAAAAAUAAACAUUUGUCUAAGCAAGAAAACAUAUCCGGACCACCAGAAAUUCUUGCCAUCCAUCGAGUCUACAUUCAGACCCGACAAGAAAGACGCAUUAAUUUUACCAUUGGGAGCAGGGCAUAUUUACUUCCCGAGACAUCUGUAGUGAUAAAGUGCCCUGUACGUCGUUUCCAAAAGUCACUCAUUAAAUGGGAAAAGGAUGGACAACCUUUGCGAUAUUCAAAAAAAAUUGGAAUUACGAAAUCAGGAUCCUUAAAGAUACAUAACCUGGAAGUUCGAGAUAUUGGUGUCUACAAAUGCAUUGCACAAACUGCUUAUGAAAUAUUUGUCCUUAAACUAAUUGGCACUGAUAAUAGACUCCUCGAGGCACCAAGCUUUGACAAAGAUCCCAAUGAAGCAAACAAUUUGGGGGAAAAGUGGCACAAAAUGAGUAAGAUGUGGAAGUCAUGGAAUAAAAACAAUAACUUGUAUCAUGAAGACAAUCCAGCCCAGGACAUCAUGGUUUUAAGGAAUCUUGAAACUUUGGUGACUAACUCUGCAGAAAUAUAUGGUUCUCAAGAAUUUAAAGACAGGAGGCUGGAGGCAGCUGUUCUACAAGGUGCUUACAGCAUGGAUACAGUCCAGUUUGAGGCUCUGGUUAGAAACAUGAGUGAACUUAUUGAGGCUGGUGAAAUCAGUGAUGAUUUUGCAAGUCAGAUUAUAUCCCAUGUAGUGAAUGAGUUGUCUAAACCUCAGUCUCCUUUGGAAAAGUGGAAAGGACCCAAUGAAGACAGUAUUUCAAACCAUAAGCUGGUUGCAAAAGAACCAGAUAGUGUGAUGCAUUUUAGUAACAAAGCCUUAGACAAGGAUAGCAGAAAAAGGCUACUAACAAUUCGCAAUCAGAAGAAUGGUUAUAUAUUGACUUCUAACAAGACAAUGAAUCUGAUCAUUGGGAGUAAUGGCUUCAUCACUAACAAAACCCAACUGGUUACUAUUCAAUGUGACACUGACGGUGACCCUAAAAGUAAAUUAACUUGGAGUAAGAAUGGAGAACCGUUGAAAUUAUCCAACAGGCUUUUCCUAGAAAAUUAUGGAAAGCUGCACAUACAAAAUCCUGGCAGAGAAGACAUAGGCCUGUAUCAAUGUGCAGCUGUAAAUGAGCAAGGAUCUGAUGUGGAAAGUUCACAUUUGUAUUUUGCAGAACCACCUACGAUCCAGUCCUCCAAAAGAAACAUCACCAGUCUGGACGGAGACAGCCUUUCGGCAAUUGUGGGUGACGUUUUGAUGAUGAGAAAGGGAAUGAAUGUAACCCUGGAAUGUCCUGUGAAAGGUUCACCAUAUCCGAAACUAAAUUGGCUGAAGAAAGACUUCCCAAUGCCAAAUAACUCAUUUGUCCUUCCAGGCGGUUCUCUACUGCUGACAAACAUCACAGGGGAAAGUGAAGGAACGUACAUGUGCAUUGCAACAAACGCUCUUGGAAAAACAGUAGCAAUGUCUGCUCUGCACUUAUCUGGUAAGAAAAUGUACAGCUCUACAGAGGAGCAGACUCAAAAAGCCAAAAGACGUGUUCUAAUGGCAUCUACAUUUGGAACUAGCAUUGUGGGUAAACUCGGAGACAUUUUGCGUAUUGGUUGUCCAGUGCAGACCAUCCACCAAAGUACGAUUCAUUGGUUUCUAAGGAAACAACCAAUAGAAGAGAUCAAGGACUUGAAAUAUCGUGUUCUGGUUUCUGGACGGGUUCUAGAAAUUAACCCAUUGUCUGAACAGAGUACUGGAGAGUUUAGAUGCUGGACUUCAAAUGAUUCAAAGAUAGUGUCUGCCUGGGUGAAUGUCUCUUUAGAAGUCUACAGGCUGGAAUAUGGGGAAUGGACACCUUGCUCUGCAACGUGUGGAAAUAUGGGAUCUCGGUUACAAACUCAGCAUUGUAUCAACAGGGAAGGACAGAGGGUGAACAUGUCCUUGUGUGAACAUCUAGAGCCAUUGCCGGUCAAUUCUCAGCCAUGUAAUGUAGAAGACUGCCCUGCAAGAUGGGCAACAGGUUCGUGGUCUGACUGUUCGGCCUCUUGUGGCACUGGAUACCAGCACAGACUAGUCGCAUGUCAGCAGAUCUUAUCAGAUGGUCGCGUGAAGGUGCUGCCUUUAAAUUCUUGUGGAUUUGUUGACCGACCAGCCGCACGGAAGCCAUGUUCUGUUGACACUUGUGUGGACUGGAUUCCUCAGGCAUGGGGACAGUGUUCUAAUCGCUGUACCGGACAAGGAAUGGGUUUACAGCAUCGGCACAUACUGUGUCAAGACCGGAAUGGAACCACCGUGCCAGAUACUUACUGUGACAGGACGAAGAGGCCAGCUUCCAGAAGGAACUGUUCUUCAGAGCUGUGCGAUGUGUACUGGAGGACAGGGCCCUGGAGACCCUGCACAGCAGCCUGUGGAAAUGGCUUUCAGUCUCGGAAAGUAGACUGUGUACAUAGGAAGAACGGCAAAGUCUUGGCUGAUCAAUACUGUGUGUGGAAACGGAGGCCCUCAACUUGGCAGCACUGCAAUAUUACAUCCUGUGGAAAGGGAGAAUGCAAGGACACAACUCACUACUGUACAUUUGUAAAACAGCUUAAGCUGUGCUUAGUAGACCUCUACAAACAAAGGUGUUGUGAAUCCUGUAACGGAGCAUAACCUAUCCUCAAAACCGUACUCUGCGGUAAACUGAAGCAAUGGGAAGGAUUUGUACAUUUAGGUUUAAUGCUUAGACUAAUCUAUGGAACUGAUAAUAAACUUUUGGGUUAUGACGAAAAUGCAUGGGGCCAGUGUCGGACAUGGGUUCCUUGAGCCCACCAGAGGAACUUAUUCUCUGGACCCAACCUCCAUAUCAUCAAUAAAGUGUAAUAGGUUUUGAUUCAAAGAAGUAGACCUUAGUGGCAAGUGACUGGCUCCAAAGGCAGCUCCAAAUGUUUUUUUCUUCUGGACCUUUGGGGCCCACUAUGGUCUCAGAGCCUGGGCCCACUGGAGGGUCUUCUGGUACUUUGGUGGGCUAGUCUGAUGCUGCAUGUAGAUAAGGUAAGGUUCGGCCAAGCUGAUGCCUUCCGUGUCACUGAAAAACCUUACAAUUAGCAUAUAUAACAAGCCAUGCUGCUUAAAGGCUGACUACAAAUUAUGUCCUAUAGAUAAAGUCUAUAUCUGUUCUAGUUUAACUUCAUCCAAGUUCCACCUAGUCAACCUUUUUAUGGCAUAGUCAUGGGUUUAUUAAUAUUUGCAGGAUACAGUUUUAAUUUGAGUUAUUUGACGCUACAUCAAAGGUUCAUUUGAUGGAAAGAAUUUGUUAUAGUAGAUCAUAUAUCGAGGGUUAAAGUGCCAUCAGCUACAAAAGUGGAAUGUGAAGGCUUUGAAUGUUCAUGACUGUAGACACGCAGAGUGUAGAGGCGGAUAUUCAGGGUGGUAUUUACUAAACAUUGGUAUUCUGGUACACAGCCGUGGGGUUCAUCUACUUUUGGCUUAGUAAAAGUGACCAUGUCCUGAAACAAUUAUUUCUAUACAGUACAUGUAAAGAAACCGAAUUAUCAUUCAUGGUAAUAGUGUAAACAUAUCUUUUGAUUUUUUUUUUUUUAGAAAGGCUUACAUUUUUCAGGAUUUAAUAAAAUCCAUAAUACAUUUGGGCAGGGUGGUUAUAUAACCUUGCCUCCCAUCCAACAUCCUUUACUACCUGUAUAGCAGAAUACAAUAAGUCACCAUAUGCAAUGUAUACUAUUCUAUCAAUACAGUUAGCAUAUCUCCUGCAGUGUAUAUAUAUAGUAUGUGUGCGGGUUGGUGUGUACGAUGUGUAUGUAUGUAAAAAUAUCAGCAGCAGUAUUAAUUCUAGAAGAUGGUGCCAUGUACUAAGACAGUGGUUCGUAGAGAACAAUGAUAGUGUUAUAUCUAACUGAUUAGCAAUAUUAAAUGGCAUCCAGCAGAGCCACAAUUACUCCUGUUAUGUAAAGCUGACCAUAGACUUUCAAUAGCUUUUGACCGAAUAGCUCUUCCUUCAAAACUUCCCAAACACAUACUGUAUAUGCCAAGUGUGCGUGUGCUUUCAUUGGGAGAUGGGAGUAGGCCACUGCCAGACACCUCUGCUGGUGGCUUAUGUCUGCUUAAAACAAAGGAUCAGGCAUUUUGCUUUUCUGCAUGUCCGAUCCUUUCUUCCCCUGUCAUAUGGCAAAUAGACAUCUACCAGCGUUUCAUACACAUUAGAUGGUUCGCCAGUCCAGACAAAGUUGGCGGGUUCAGCCACCUUACUAUAAAUGGGUUGUCCGGUUUUCUGAUAUUGAUGGCCUAGCCACAGGCGUUGCUGGUCUAUCAGCAGUUUGAAGGGGCAUGUGCGAGCGCUGUAUUCUCUUCAAUAUGCCCAAUACAUUUUGUAUAUUUUAAUAGUAUUUUAGUGCCCCUUUAUCCUGUUUUUAUUGUUCUGUUUUAUAUUUCACCAGAUCCACUCUGUGAAGAUUUGUGCCAGAGUCUGCACAACUUCAUAUGAUAAUACCUUGUACUCUGGACUUAAUCAUUGCAUUGUUGGAUAACGCACAAGGCAGCACCCUUUGCAUGCUUUUUUUUAUAUAUAUAUAUAUAUUUUGCUCAACAUGCAGUCAGGGGACCCCUCUAACACAAAGGGAUUAUACAAAAUAGACAACCCAUUUAAUAUAUUCUGCAACCUCAAUUUUAUUGCAGGAGUUUAAUGAAAAAUGUUUUCAUAGUUCUAUGGGAUCCAUUCCCAGGUGUCUAAUAUCCAUGUGUCUAACAGUAUCUUAGAACUGAGAUGAUGCUCCUCCUGUAGUCCUGAGGAACAUUAAAGUGACUCUCUGGCUGAAGAAAAUAAAAUUAUUUAGUGGGGAACAAACAAAACACUUAUAUGGUGAUCUUUUUUCAUGUUUUCCGCCAAAGAUUCCCUGAUUCCCGGACACUUCUUCUGCCAUCCAAGAUGACCGCACCAUUUCAUAGACUACCUGGUGCACACUGUGCCUUUGGUAGCCCAAUGUAGAAACAUAGAAACAUAGAAUGUGUCGGCAGAUAAGAACCAUUUGGCCCAUCUAGUCUGCCCAAUAUACUGAAUACUAUGAAUAGCCCCUGGCCCUAUCUUAUAUGAAGGAUAGCCUUA
Molecule: messenger RNA, 8064 nt
Organism: Bufo gargarizans (Asiatic toad)
Lineage: Eukaryota; Metazoa; Chordata; Amphibia; Anura; Bufonidae
Gene: ADAMTSL3
Product: ADAMTS like 3
Exons: 31
Coding region: 333-5618 (1761 amino acids)
Biological process (GO): extracellular matrix organization
Cellular component (GO): extracellular matrix
Molecular function (GO): metalloendopeptidase activity
Source: RefSeq, a predicted model, not a curated record